ACCAACAUAGAUACAAACAGAGAGAGAUGAGCAAAGGAGAGUUGGAGGUGUUGCUGGUUGAUGCCAAGGGACUGGCAGGAGCUGACGUUAUAGGGAAGAUAGAUCCUUAUGUGGUGAUUCAGUACAGGGAUCAAGAGCGCAAGAGCAGAAUUGCUCGAAAUCAAGGAAGGAACCCUAUCUGGAAUCAGACGUUAAAGUUCCCAGUGUACUCCUCAGCAAUCAACAAUCCCAUUCAACACAAGCUCACACUCAGAAUCAUGGACUAUGACACCGUCACAGCUGACGACUUCAUUGGACACGCAACGAUUCAUGUGGGGGAAGUGAUUGCUUCGGGGAUGGAGAAGGGGAUUGCAGAACUACCACCAACCAAGUACAGGGUUGUCCUCGAAGAUAAGCGUUAUCAUGGUGCGAUACGAGUUGGUGUCACGUUUAGAACGAUGGUGGAAGAAGAUUGAAGCAGAAGGGCUUUGGGCCGAUGGAGAUGCGACCUAUAGGAUUAGGGAUGUAGAUUAUGUUGUUGUUCUUAGGAUCAUUCUUUGUAGAAACAUGCACUCUGUAAUCAAGAGUUUAUUAACCUAUUAGUUGGAUUGUUGUCUGUAAAAAGCAAUUAGCACUCUGUAAUCAAAAUCAAACCAGCAUGUUUAUCUGAUUUAAUGGAUGUCUUU
Molecule: messenger RNA, 665 nt
Organism: Musa acuminata subsp. malaccensis (wild Malaysian banana)
Lineage: Eukaryota; Viridiplantae; Streptophyta; Magnoliopsida; Zingiberales; Musaceae
Product: elicitor-responsive protein 1
Source: RefSeq, a predicted model, not a curated record